AUGAAAAUACCCAUUAAUCGAUAUAUUAUAAACUGGAUGAUUGACUUUUUGAACAACCGCAGACAGAGAGUGAGAGUUGGUGGUGUCACUACUGAAUUUCUAGACAUUAAUCGUGGCGUACCCCAGGGUACUGUACUUGGACCUGUAAUGUUUACUAUAGUGGUUAAUGAUAUCAAGGCGGUGAAUCUCUCCAAUGAUUUAUCUAAAUUUGCUGAUGAUAUUGCAAUAAUAGCACCAGUUUAUGAUUACGAAGAUUCAGCUGGGGAUGAAGUAGAAAACAUGAAACUAUGGUCAAACGAGAAUAGAAUGUCUUUAAACAUGGAGAAAACCUAUGAAAUGAUAAUUCGUAGAAAAGUGUCUACUCCCCUUCCGGAUCACAUUCCAUCGAUAAAACGGAAAGAAUGGCUCAAAUUAUUGGGUGCCACGAUGGAAGAAAUACCUGGAAAAUGGGAUAGACAUUUUGAAGAGAUGAUGAAAAAACCUAGUAGAAGAAUGUAUAUUCUAAGAGUUUGUAAACAUUACGGAUUCUCUACGCAUGAAUUGGAUCUUCUCUUCAAUAGUCUUAUAGCCUCUCUUCUCACCUUUACAGCCGAAGUUUGGGGUGGAGCAUCGUAA
Messenger RNA from Paramuricea clavata, 615 nucleotides. The record is from the annotation of a GenBank genome assembly. NCBI's taxonomy places the organism in Eukaryota, Metazoa, Cnidaria, Anthozoa, Malacalcyonacea, Plexauridae.